Messenger RNA from Thalassophryne amazonica, 2192 nucleotides. RefSeq names its product rho GDP-dissociation inhibitor 1-like. The record is from RefSeq and is a predicted model, not a curated record. Gene Ontology annotation, cellular component: cytoplasm; membrane; cytosol. The transcript is spliced from 6 exons. Bases 129 to 737 code for a protein of 202 amino acids. NCBI's taxonomy places the organism in Eukaryota, Metazoa, Chordata, Actinopteri, Batrachoidiformes, Batrachoididae. Gene Ontology annotation, biological process: Rho protein signal transduction. Gene Ontology annotation, molecular function: protein binding; Rho GDP-dissociation inhibitor activity.
UGCUUUUCAGCAGAGUCACACAGACCGGAGCAGCUUCAGUGGAACGCUGGGUGCCGUACAUCAGCAUUCCUCAUACGCAUUACUGUGGUCAUCUGCUUGUUUAAGGCUGUCGUCUCUGAGAGGCAGACAUGGCUGAGGAUGACGUGACUCAAGAGCAGCUAGAAGCCAUUGCCGCAGAAAAUGAGGAGGCUGACAUUGUGAGUUACAAGCCACCUGCUCAAAAAACCCUGAAAGAGAUUCACGAGCUGGAUAAAGAUGAUGAGAGCCUACGCAAGUAUAAGGAGUCCCUGCUCGGGUGUCCCCCUGCUCAGGACGAUUCCUCUGCGCCAAAUGUCACUCUGACUCGGUUGGCUCUGAUCUGUGAAAGUGCACCAAAUCCUCUGGGCUUUGAUCUGCAAGGAGAUGUGGAAAAACUAAAGGACGAGUCGAUUGUUCUGAAGGAAGGAGUUGAAUACAGAAUAAAGAUCAACUUUAAGGUGAACAAGGAGAUUGUUUCUGGUCUGCGGUAUUUACAGCAAACCACCAGGAAAGGAGUGAGGGUUGAUAACUCAAAGUACAUGGUAGGCAGUUAUGGGCCGCGUGACAGUGAAUAUGAAUACUUGACCCCGGUGGAAGAAGCUCCUAAAGGCCGUCUUGCCCGUGGAACCUACAUGAUCAAAUCCAAGUUUACUGAUGACGAUGAUCACGAUCAUUUGUCCUGGACGUGGAACCUCAAAAUCACAAAAGACUGGAACUAAAAGAGGCCUUUGUGUUUGUGAGGCGGGUAAGGGUAGUGAUUCCCCCGCCUCCUACAUUCCUCACCACAUCCCUGUCCAUCACACUUUCUUUGAUUCCCAUCAUGCCUUCUCGCUGUCCUAAAUUCUGGCAUCAUUCCCUCUGUCAGCAUCAGAUUCCCAUCCGUCCAUCGUCCCGCUUCCUUUGCUCUCAUUGGUUGCACACGUGUCUCCUUCCAUUCACCAACCUGCAUGCCGUUUUUACUCAAGACACACACUGAGCUGUGCCAUGUAGCACCUUACUCCCUCACUCCACGUGCUUUCCUUUGUCCUGGCUUUGUGCUGCUUGAAGAGAUUAGUUGCGCCUCCCACCUAUCCAGAAUGUCUUCCCCUCUCAGUAUGAAGUACACGUGGAAAAGCAACUGUACAAUCAGCCUUUGUAACUUGUCAUGUGACAAUAUUCACGUCACUCUUAUUAACUAGCUGCUGUGGUUGUUGUGUACCCCACCGCAUCCACCUACCUACACUACGUUUCUGUUUCUUGCUGUUGAUUGAUAUUUACCACGAUCUGCCUUGUCAAAACAGUUCAGAGCUGCUCCCUUCUCUAAAUGUACUCACCCAGUCGCUGUAAGUGCAGACAUGGGGCCAAACACAUAAAAAUUGCCUUAUGUAUUGACUGGUGGGUGUCUGGUUGUUUUGUGUGGACAGCAGUGCCACAGAAUCGAUAUGCCUUUGAGCGAAUCAGGGUCUUACAGUGGAUUCAAACCAAAACCAUCACAUAGUCCUGGUGGAAUCCAGAGUGCUAUUCCCCCCCCCCCCCCCCCCCCCCCAAAAAAAAAAAUUAGCAUUCCUGCAGCGACUCAUUACUGAAUGUUGAGAAAUGGAUUGUACUUACUGCUAUCUUGUAGCCAUCAGGCCUUACUGCUGACUAAAAGUCAUUUAGAGUAAAAUGUUAAUCAACAUUGAUAUUUCUCUUUCAUUCCCCUUUGCCUUAAUCUGCAUUGUCCCUCCGUAAUGUACCCUUGCACAGUCAGAUCGCUUCAUGAGUCAUAUUCCACAGUCGUGGAAAUUCACGUUGUGGGCUAGUGGAGUAGAAGCAGAAAGCACAGGUGGCAGUCUGAUCCCAGACACUUCCACGGUGCCUGGUCUCCACCAUAACCACGGGCUGGUAGUGUGAUCACCUCAAACCAGCGGUAGCCUUUACCCAGAGACCCACGCAAAAAAAUAAAAUGAGGGCCAUCUCGCGGUGCAACAGAUGAGCAUUUGCUCUUUAGUGACAGUUUCUAAAAAUGCAUGAAGUUGAAAUCAACUUGUACUGUAGCAGAACUUACGGAUAUUAACCACACCACGAUAAUGAAAGCGAUGUAUUCCUGUUCCAUGCAUUCCGUACACUGUACAGUUUCUAUGAAAACACUGGCAUGCUGGUGGGGUUGUAUAUUCAUUUAUGAUUGCUGUUCAUCAAUAAACAUUUCACUCAAC